Molecule: messenger RNA, 522 nt
Organism: Acanthoscelides obtectus
Lineage: Eukaryota; Metazoa; Arthropoda; Insecta; Coleoptera; Chrysomelidae
Source: the annotation of a GenBank genome assembly
AUGCAGCAAAAUAGUAACUGCGCCAUUUGCAGUUAUCCGUUGGCGCGCGGCAAUUGCAGGAUCGUGGGGAAGAAGGGAAUUAGUACACUGAUCACACAGAGCAAACGCGUGGAAGACAAAAAAUGGUUGGAUUGGGAAAAAAAGGAAAAACUGGACUGCCAUGAGAAGUGUAGACUUUCAUACUCGGUCAGUGGAACGUAUACUCAGUUUGCGUUGAAUGCACCAAAUAACAAUGUCGUAGCUGCAAGGGAUGAGGUUCCUGAUUUCCAUUACACGGAUAAUUGCUUCAUUUGUGGUUUGAGUAUAAUAAAAGAUGCGAAAACAAAAAUCUGUACAGUCACACAAAAAGAGACGCGUGAUAAUUUGAUUGCAAUGGGAAAGGAAAGAAAUGACUCUUUGGGAAUUAGCGUUGUUGAAAGAUUAGAGAACAUUUCUUGCUUAAUUCGCGUACAAGGCAGAUACCACCGGACAUGCAUGUCUCAUUUCAAUGCGUAUGGUUUUAAAAAAAUAUCGAUGAUCUAA